Messenger RNA from Aphanomyces invadans, 315 nucleotides. RefSeq lists its product as hypothetical. NCBI's taxonomy places the organism in Eukaryota, Oomycota, Saprolegniomycetes, Saprolegniales, Verrucalvaceae. The transcript has a single exon. The coding region runs from base 1 to 315 and encodes 104 amino acids. The record is from RefSeq and is a predicted model, not a curated record.
AUGUCCGACGAGGUGCAACCAGACGCCGACUCCUCAGCACGGAAAUGGUGGAGUGAUGCCGACGAUCUAAACCUCCUCACACAGGUCAGCAAUGACCUUCCGUUUAAUCAUGCUAAGAACACAGCCAAGGCAUGGGACAGUGUUGCAGCCAAGCUGCUGCAGCUACCACCGUUUGCAAGAAGUGGCCUCGACGAAAAAAUGGCGUCAACGCGCUUUUACCAUUUGCUUCGUGCGCACAAAAAGUUUCAGGAAAGUUCGAAAUACCUGUCAGGAGCGGCACAAGACAUCACAGGCAAGAUAGUGCUGCUUCACUAG